Colletotrichum chrysophilum is the source of this 2829-nucleotide messenger RNA. RefSeq lists its product as uncharacterized. The transcript has 3 exons. NCBI's taxonomy places the organism in Eukaryota, Fungi, Ascomycota, Sordariomycetes, Glomerellales, Glomerellaceae. The coding region runs from base 1 to 2829 and encodes 942 amino acids. Gene Ontology annotation, cellular component: microtubule; cytoplasm; membrane. The record is from RefSeq and is a predicted model, not a curated record. Gene Ontology annotation, molecular function: microtubule binding; GTPase activity; GTP binding.
AUGACGAAGUCAAAGAGAGGUAUCAAGGCAGAGCCGGGAUUCCAUGCAUCGGUGUCGCCGACUGCCACUUUGAGCGGAUCUCCCGUUCAGCAGCAGAGAAGCCAGGCUCCUCCGAGCACCUACUCAUCAGCAGCGGAUGCAUCCCAAGUGUUUCCCAGAUCCAACGCUCCUCCCCCCUCCAAUAAACCGCCUAUGAGCUUGGCGACCCGGUCCGUCCGUACUGCCAUGACGAACCCCACUGUGGAUGAUAGUGAACCCGUCCUGAUGCAAGUGAGGAACCGCGAGAUGGCAAGCCCUUUGGGAGGCACCCAGAUGGACUCCUCGUUCUUCGAUGGCUCCUUCCGCGACAUUGGCGCAAAGCUCAAGGUCUUCAAUGACACUCUUGGUGAACUCCAGCAGAUUGGUGUUUCUCACGAUGUCGCUCUCCCCCAACUCGUCUUAGUUGGUGACCAGUCCGCUGGCAAGAGCAGCUUAAUGUCCGGACUUGCUGGUCUCAACCUUCCUCGCAGUGACGGAGUCUGCACUCGCUGCCCUAUCCACAUUCGCGUUUCUCGUAGCAUGGCCAUGGAUCGUGGCGGUCCCGAGUGGUCGUGCCGUGUAUCACUCCAACAGGAUUACGCUUUCUGCCCCCCUGGUGACUACGAGAUUACCAAGGCCGACGUCACCUCUCAGAACCCCUUCCCGCCUUGGGUCAAGCAACCUCGCGUUGUGAAGGAGUUCAUGACUAUUUACGAUCAAUCCGACAUUGACACAGUCCUCCGAUGGGCCCAGAUCGCCAUCCUCAACCAUGACCAGAACCACGAACUCUAUAUUCCCGGCACCGGCGCAAUCACCAAGCAACGUCUGCUGGACGAGGAGGCGGAGAGAACGGCUGCCAAGUUCAGCCCCAACACAGUAGCCCUCGAGAUCAAGGGUCCCGACCUGCCCGAUCUCUCUUUCUACGACAUGCCGGGCAUCUUCCGCAACUCAGCACGGGAGGAGGAAGAGUAUCUCGUCUCUGUCGUAGAGAAUUUGGCUCGUGAGUACAUCUCUCAUGAAGGCGCCCUCAUCAUCUGGGCCGUCCCAAUGAACGUGGAUCCCGAGACCUCGUCUACUCUCUCAAUCAUUCGCGAUCUCAGAGCCCAGCAACGCACCAUUGGUGUGAUGACUAAGGCGGACCUACUCCCCGAGGGCAACUACGCCCAAUGGCUAUCCAUGUUGAGCGGAGAGCGCCACAGAAUUGGCCACGAAUUCUUCAUCACUUCGCGCCCAUCCGACCGCAAGCUUGAUGAGCAGCAGCAGUGGGAAGAGGCUUACUUUCAAAAUGGCUCUAGUGAACGUUGGCCUGAGGAGUUUCACCCCUUCCGCGACAGAUGCGGUGUUGAGAAGCUCAAGACAGCCCUCUCUGAGAAGUUGGGCAAGGAGUUUGCCAAGAACCUCCCAUCGAUCAAGCAGAAGGUCGUGACUCGCGUGCGCGAGAUCGAAGCGGAGCUCAGCACACUUCCCGAACUGCCUAGCAACGUCGAGCUAGAAGUCCGUAAGAGUUUGAUGAACUUUUCGAGCAUUGUCAAGGAGACUCUUCGCGGCAGAGAAUUCUCUUCUAACUACGGAGGCCUAUCUGAGGCUUUUCGGGACUGUGUCUUGCAGAUGAAGCCUAAGUUCAUCUUGAAAGAUCAGUCUGAUGUCCCUAUCUUGGAGAUCUCGGACGACGAGGACGAUUCGACGAGCACUGUCACACCUAGCAACAGGAAGCGCGGAGCCAACGGACAGGGCAAUGCGAGCGCCAAGAGACCUCGCCCCAGCGUCAAUGGCGGUGGUUCAUUCUCCGCCGCUAUCAAAACUGAAGACGGCGGUUCUACGCCGUCGACACCCUCCCGUCGACGACCCAUCCCCCCUUCUCAGCUUGCCCCUGCGUUCCAGCAGUAUGCCAGAUGUGGUGCUGGCUUCCGUACUCUCCGCCAAAUCAGCGAGGAUAUCAGAGCCAAGACCAAAGCUGGCAGGCCCAGCAUUGUCCCCGAUGAGGUUUACGAGGAUUUGUGCAAACAGGCCGUGAAGGCUUGGAAUCAGCCUAUGGCAACCUUUCUGCAGGAGACAAUGACCCGACUGCAAAGCAUCGUUAACUACGCAUUGGACCAAGCUUUCGGAUCGUUGAAGAGACGCCUGAUCUUCAAGGAGUCCAAGAACCUCAUGGCCCAGUUCCUCGAGGAACGCCGUGCAGAGGCUCUGGAGUUCCUCAACGACAUUUACGCCAUGGAGACUUUCCAACUUUUCACAGUAAACAAGAAGGCCUUUGAGGAGUACGAGCGCUCCGAGCUCCGAGUGCUUACACGCUAUCGCCAUGUUAUGCGCUGGCAGGCGUUCUCUGGAGAGGCUACCAAAUUCCACGACUGGGAUGAGAUGACGCCUGACCAGCGUUCCCAGGAGGAGAAGAAGCAUGCCAGCGAGCUCGCGAAGAUGGGCGCGGAUACCUUCGAUAAGGAACUGAAGGUCGCAGCUUAUGUUCGCGGCUACUACAUACUCUCUGCUCUUCGCUUCGCCGACACGGUGUCUCUCUCGGUCACGUCUCGUAUGAUGCCCAAGAUCAUCCAGCAGCUCGACUUCUUCUUGGAGGGGCAACUUGGUCUAGUAGGGGCCAACGAUGGAACCGUCUUCUCGCGUUUGAUGGAAGAGGACGAUGCCACCGCCAGAAAGAGGGAGCGGCUGAGAGGCGAGCUCGAGAAGUUCAAGAAGGCCUUGCAGAGCAUCACCAACAACGAGUUGGAAGUCGUCUCUGGCCCAGCUUCGCAAGAUACGCCUUACGAGCCGUACGAGGAGUCUGUCGUCGAAGACAUGGAAGUCGACGGAGCUUAG